Molecule: messenger RNA, 5258 nt
Organism: Pipistrellus kuhlii (Kuhl's pipistrelle)
Lineage: Eukaryota; Metazoa; Chordata; Mammalia; Chiroptera; Vespertilionidae
Gene: DISP3
Product: dispatched RND transporter family member 3
Exons: 21
Coding region: 276-4418 (1380 amino acids)
Cellular component (GO): membrane
Source: RefSeq, a predicted model, not a curated record
CCGUGGUAGAAGCCGAGACCCAAACAAAGGCGGGCGGCGAAUAAAAGGCGGCGGCGCGGGGAGCUCCGGGCUGCGCGUUGGGGAACGGAUUCCGCACCGGGCUGUGCGCGGGCUGUGCGCUCCGGAGCGGGACGGGGAACCCCGGCCUCCCGCCGCCCCGAAGAGCUUUUCCCGGCGGCUUCCGCAAGGAGACCGGCCCGCCCCGCCCGGCGGCUGCCGUCCCCGGCCUCUCCGGUGCCCGCGGCUGAGCCCGCUCCGCUCGGCCCGCCGAGGCGAUGGACUCAGAGGAUGACCCGUUGUUGCAGGAUGUGUGGCUCGAGGAGGAGCAGGAAGACGAGGAAGCAACGGGCGAGGCUUUUCGGAGAGCCCAGAAGCCGGGCCCCCAUGCUGGGGCGGAGGGGCAGUGUUGCUGGCGCGGCUGGACCUUAGCCUCCCGGCCGCCAGCCUCCGGCUUCUGGAGCACCUUGGGCUGGGCCUUCACCAACCCGUGCUGCGCGGGGCUGGUGCUCUUCCUGGGCUGCAGCAUCCCCAUGGCCCUGUCGGCCUUCAUGUUCCUCUACUACCCGCCGCUGGACAUCGACAUCUCCUACAAUGCCUUUGAGAUCCGCAACCACGAGGCCUCCCAGCGUUUCGACGCUCUGGCUCUGGCUCUGAAGUCCCAGUUUGGUUCCUGGGGGCGGAACCGGCGCGACCUGGCGGACUUCACCUCCGAGACGCUCCAGCGCCUCAUCUCGGAGCAGCUGCAGCAGCUGCACCUCGGCAACCGCUCGCAGAGGGUGGCCAGGGCCCCGCGCGCCGUCCCCGCGGUCCCAGGCAGCGGCACCGCCCGGAAGCCAGCAGCCAAUCAGAGCGGACGUCUUCAAGACGCAUCGACGCUGGCAGGUGUGGCAGCCAACCAGAGCGAAGCCCCGGUGAACCAGGGGCGGGACAAGAGUGGGCGGGGCCGGCUGGGUACCCCGCCCACGCUGGCCAAUCAGAGCCGCGCCCGCCGGGGCGCCUCGCGGUGGGACUAUUCUCGCUCCUACGUGAGCGCCAACACCCAGACGCACGCGCACUGGCGCAUCGAGCUCAUCUUCCUGGCCCGGGGCGACGCGGAGCGCAACAUCUUCACCAGCGAGCGCCUGGUCACGAUCCACGAGAUCGAGCGCAAAAUCAUGGACCACCCGGGCUUCAGGGAGUUCUGCUGGAAGCCCCACGAAGUGCUCAAGGACCUGCCGCUCGGCUCCUACUCCUACUGCUCCCCGCCCAGCUCGCUCAUGACCUACUUCUUCCCCACGGAGCGGGGCGGCAAGAUCUACUACGAUGGCAUGGGCCAGGACCUGGCGGACAUCCGGGGUUCCCUAGAGCUGGCCAUGACUCACCCCGAGUUCUACUGGUACGUGGACGAGGGCCUGUCUGCGGAAAACCUCAAGAGCUCCCUCCUGCGCAGUGAGAUCCUGUUCGGAGCACCCCUGCCCAACUACUACUCUGUGGACGAUCGCUGGGAGGAGCAGCGGGCCAAGUUCCAGAGCUUCGUGGUCACCUACGUGGCCAUGCUGGCCAAGCAGUCUACUAGCAAAGUCCAGGUUCUUUAUGGGGGGACAGACCUCUUUGAUUAUGAGGUGCGCAGGACCUUCAACAACGACAUGCUCCUGGCCUUCAUCAGCAGCAGCUGCAUCGCCGCCCUUGUUUACAUCCUCACCUCCUGCUCAGUGUUCCUGUCCUUCUUCGGGAUCGCCAGCAUUGGCCUCAGCUGUCUGGUGGCACUCUUCCUGUACCACGUGGUCUUCGGUGUUCAGUACUUGGGCAUCCUCAACGGCGUGGCUGCCUUCGUGAUAGUGGGCAUUGGGGUGGACGACGUCUUUGUGUUCAUCAACACCUACCGCCAGGCCACCCACCUGGAGGACCCGCAGCUCCGGAUGAUCCACACCAUCCAGACGGCGGGCAAGGCCACCUUCUUCACCUCCCUGACCACGGCCGCCGCCUAUGCAGCCAACGUCUUCUCCCAGAUCCCGGCCGUCCAUGACUUUGGCCUGUUCAUGUCUCUCAUCGUAUCCUGCUGCUGGCUGGCUGUGCUCUUCACCAUGCCUGCUGCCCUGGGCAUCUGGAGUCUUUACAUGGCACCACUGGAGGGCGCUUGCCAGACCAGCUGCCACCGGAAGUGUGGCCGCAAGAGCUCCCUGCACUUCCCCGGGGACGUGUUCGCCACUGCGGAGCGGGCGGGGGGCGGCCCCGCCCAGGGCCCCCUGCCCUACCUGGACGAUGACAUCCCCUUGCUGAACGUGGAGGAGGAGCCAGUGUCUCUGGAGCUGGGGGACGUGUCUUUGGUGUCUGUGCCCCCCACGGGCCUGCAGCCCACCCCCGACAGGGGCAGCCGCGGGCAGCUCAUCGCUCAGCUGCAGGAGCUGCUGCACCACUGGGUCCUGUGGUCAGCCGUCAAGAGCCGCUGGGUGAUUGUGGGCCUCUUUGUCUCCAUCCUCAUCCUGUCCCUGGUGUUCGCCAGCCGGCUCCGCCCUGCCAGCCGGGCCCCCCUGCUCUUCCGGCCCGACACCAACAUCCAGGUGCUGCUGGACCUCAAGUACAACCUGAGCGCCGAGGGCAUCUCCUGUAUCACCUGCUCAGGUCUGUUCCAGGAGAAGCCGCACAGCCUGCAGAACAACAUCCGCACGUCCCUGGAGAAGAGGAAGCGGGGCUCCGGGGUCCUGUGGGCCGGCCGGCCUGAGGUCACCCCGCAGGACGCCCCAGGCACCGUGUACGUGUCCAAGGUGAAGAGUCAAGGCCGCCCGGCUGUCUACAGAUUCUCCCUCAACGCCAGCCUGCCUGCCCCCUGGCAGGUCGUGUCCCCCGGGGACGGAGAGGUGCCCUCCUUCCAGGUGUAUAGAGCGCCUUUUGGUAACUUCACCAGGAAGCUGACCGCUUGUAUGUCUACAGUAGGGCAGCUCCAGGCGGCGAGCCCCUCCCGCAGGUGGAUGGUGACGACCUUGGCCUGCGACGCCAAGCGGGGCUGGAAGUUCGACUUCAGCUUCUACGUGGCCUCCAAGGAGCAGCAGCACACCCGGAAGCUGUACUUCGCACAGUACCACAGGCCGCCUUUCCACGGGCGCGUGUGCGCGACUCCUCCCGGCUGCCUGCUCAGCUCCAGCCCUGACGGGCCCACCAAAGGCUUCUUCUAUGUGCCCAGUGAGAAAGGGCCCAGGGCCCGCCUCUCGGCCACCUUCGGCUUCAACCCCUGCGUGAACACGGGCUGCGGGAAGCCGGCGGUGCGGCCGCUGGUGGACACGGGGGCCAUGGUCUUCGUGGUCUUCGGCAUCCUCGGCAUCAACCGCACUCGACAGGUGGACAACCACGUCAUCGGAGACCCGGGCAGCGUCGUCUAUGACAGCGGCUUCGACCUCUUCAAAGAAAUUGGGCACCUGUGUCGCCUCUGCAAGGCCAUCGCGGGGAACCUGGAGCUGGUGAAGCCGGGCGGGGCCCAGUGCCUGCCCUCAGGCUACAGCAUCUCCGCUUUCCUGCAGAUGCUGCACCCCGAGUGCAAGGAGCUGCCCGAGCCCAACCUGCUGCCGGGGCAGCUGUCGCACGGUGCCGUGGGCGUCAAGGAGGGGCGCGUGCAGUGGAUCUCCAUGGCCUUCGAGUCGACCACGUACAAGGGCAAGUCCUCCUUCCAGACCUACUCGGACUACCUGCGCUGGGAGAGCUUCCUGCAGCAACAGCUGCACACCUUCCCCGAGGGCUCGGCCCUGCACCGUGGCUUCCAGACCUGCGAGCACUGGAAGCAGAUCUUCAUGGAGAUCAUAGGGGUGCAGAGCGCCCUGUACGGCCUGGCCCUCUCCCUGCUCAUCUGCGUGGCCGCGGUGGCCGUGUUCACCACCCAUGUGCUGCUCCUGCUGCCCGUGCUCCUGAGCAUCCUGGGCAUCGUCUGCCUCGUGGUGACCAUCAUGUACUGGAGCGGCUGGGAGAUGGGCGCCGUGGAGGCCAUCUCGCUGUCCAUCCUCGUCGGCUCCUCCGUGGACUACUGCGUCCACCUGGUCGAGGGCUACCUGCUGGCCGGAGAGAACCUGCCGCCCCACCAGGCCGAGGACGCCCACUCGCAGCGCCAGUGGCGGACGCUGGAGGCCGUGCGGCACGUGGGCGUGGCCAUCGUGUCCAGCGCCCUCACCACGGUCAUCGCCACCGUGCCCCUCUUCUUCUGCAUCAUCGCCCCGUUCGCCAAGUUCGGCAAGAUCGUCGCGCUCAACACGGGCGUGUCCAUCCUCUACACGCUCACGGUCAGCACGGCCCUGCUGGGCAUCAUGGCGCCCGGCUCCUUCACCCGGACCAGGACUUCCUUCCUCAAGGCCCUGGGCGCCGUGCUGCUGGCGGGGGCGCUGGGGCUGGGCGCCUGCCUCCUGCUCCUGUGGAGCGGCUACAAGAUCCCUCUGCCCAACGGGACCUCCCUUUAGCCCUGACUUGCUCGCUUCGGCCCAGCGGACGGAGAUGAGACCCUGGUCCUGUGACCCCAGAGGGACUCUGUUCCCCAGCUCGGCUCCAGCUAGUUUUGUUCCGGCCCGCCAGGCCCACGCUGCCUUCAUCCCAGUGGCCAGCCGGAGCUGGGUGGUGAAGCCGGCUGCCACUCUGCCCUGCCAGGCUGCUGGCAGCCACACUGGGUUCCCCCUGACAGCAGGAGAAGCCAGCCCUCCUCCCAUGCCUCCCUGGUCACCAGGGAGGUCUCCCUCUCCCGCUGCUCACCACUCUCUGAGGUGGGCGUUACCGGGCUCCCAUUCUACAGAUGGGAAAACCGAGGCACCAGAAGGCAACGUGGCUGACCUGUAGCUGGGUCGGUGGCAGAGCCAGCGCUAGUUCCUGAGCCCCAUGCCUCCCUUGGGGGCUUUGCAGGAAGAGCAAGCACAGUGAUUUCAAGGGCAGGGGCCUCGGAUACCCCCUGUCUCUCCUCCCCCACUUGAGCUUUACUAGGCCAGCGCUGGGCGCUCCCGGGGUCCUCCCCAGGCCGUUUGGUCCUGGCCAGAGAGGACACAGGGACCAGCCUGGGGUUCUGCAUGCCCUGCCCUUGCCCCCGGCCUUACGGGGCCCUUGUAAGGCCCUCUCCGAGGGCUUCGUGGCCCCAGCACAGCCUUCCUUACGGAGCCGCCAUCUCUGACCUGACUCUGGGGGUGGGACCGGGGAAGGGGCAGCCCCUGGGAGGCCAGCUGGCCGCGCCCGCUGCCCGCUCACAGCAGAUGGUCCCUAUUAAAGUGGAAUGAAACCGCAGACCGCCGCCAUUAACACGAGGAUUUUAAGCACCA